Molecule: messenger RNA, 881 nt
Organism: Pyrus x bretschneideri (Chinese white pear)
Lineage: Eukaryota; Viridiplantae; Streptophyta; Magnoliopsida; Rosales; Rosaceae
Exons: 2
Coding region: 176-568 (130 amino acids)
Source: RefSeq, a predicted model, not a curated record
AAAAAUGUUCUUUGUAUGCUUUGAACCAAUUUGUUUGAUUUUCUUGGAAACUUGUUGCUUGCCUCUGAGGGAGAGUACAAUCUUUAUGAAAAAAUGAUUUGAGUUCUAGAUUGUAGUCGGUUAUCAUGAUCUCAGACAAUUUUUAGCUCAUGGGAAUAUUGAUUUUAAGCAGUAUAUGCUGUGUGGGCAUGAGUUCUGUUAUUCUUGUGGUGCUGAAUAUCGGGAUAGCCAACAGACUUGUCAAUGUGCCUUUUGGGACGAAGACAACAACAACACACAAGACUUGGUCACUCAGUCUAUGCAAGAAUCCGAGCAAUGGGCGUGGGAAACAUUUAAUUCACUCCCCAUGAUAAUGGAUGCAUACUCGGACCAAGAGAAAUCGCAGCUGGCGCUGAUCCAGAGAUUCCUAGCGGGGGGUUUCAGUUUAAGCGACCAUCCCCCUUAUCAAUUCCCACCUCGGUGUACAGAUUCUUAUGUAGACGCCAUGAAAGAUCUCCAUCAGCUUCCUUGGCUCGAGAGGUUUGUUUCCGUUAUAAGUGAUAACUACUACGAAGAAUAUAUCCAGUGAAUUAUAGGACUUCUGAAAUUCGAAAAUAAUCUGCACAGCUACCCGAGAAUACCCUUCGUAGGAGUAAAGAGUGUCUCGCUCUAUUCACAGCGGAGAUUUAUGUGCCUUUUUUCCUUUGUAGUUUCAUAAGCAUUGUGUUAAAAAGAUUUGCGGCCAUUAUAAGGUACCUUGUGUAAAACAGUGAAGGGCAAGCGUGUAUGCUGAUAGGCGACAGCUUUCUUCUUGAAAGAAAAGAGGGGGAAAAAAAAGAUAGUGUAUUGAAUUGAAAUAACAUUUAUCAUGUUAUUGAAUUGAAAAAAUAUUUUCCGUUUAA